Molecule: messenger RNA, 3000 nt
Organism: Paramuricea clavata
Lineage: Eukaryota; Metazoa; Cnidaria; Anthozoa; Malacalcyonacea; Plexauridae
Source: the annotation of a GenBank genome assembly
AUUCAAGUAACAAUUCGCUUUGAAAGUUGUCCUGGUUUUUCAUCACUAUGUAAAAACACAGUUAGUAAAAGCUUGUUUUUUUUCUCUCUGUUUUCAUGUCUUUCGAUUUAAAGUUGGGGCUUGAAUUGUAAGCCAAAUAUCAGAUCUCAUGCACGAGUUCUGGCUAAUGUCAAAAUAGUCAACCAUCAUGCUUGUAGCAGGUGAUGUUUUUAUUCCAAAUACUAUGAGGUGAUGAAGAAGCAAGAAUCAGGGCUGCCUGAUAUGCGUCUUAAAGAAUGCGAGUUAUUUGAGUUGGCACAUGUCCUUCGUGUACGCCCGGUUUUGAAAGAGAAACAGAAAGGUAUUUUGUUACAAUAUUAACCAAUUAACUUUAAUAUUAUGAAGUUACAAUAUUAACCAAUUAACUUUAAUAUUAUUGAAGAUUGAUGUGUUGCAAUUAAAAAUACUGUGUAUAUGCUUGUGUGAAAUUUGUCUAGAACAUUUGAUCAAUCUUGAAAAGCUCAUCAUAGUCUUUGGAUUAAUUUAAGGAUUAAUUAGAUUAAGGAUUUUUAGGACUAGUUUUAGGAUUAAUUUAAGGAUUAGUUUAAUUAAGGAUUAGUUUAAGAAUUUUAGGACUAGUUUUAGGAUUAAUUUAAGCAUUAGUUUAAGGAUUAAUUUAAGGAUUAGUUUAAGGAUUUUAGAAAUAGUUUUAGAAUUAGUUUCAGGAUAAAUUUUAGGACUAGUUUUAGCAUUGUUGGUUGUGGGAUUAGAUUUAGGAUUGAAUACCAAGCAAGAUUUAGGAUUGGUACCAGCAAAGUGUACUGUAAGUAUGCAGAUAGCGAGAGCACUGCUUCCCAGUGUCAACCAUAAUUUGGAUCGAAGACUUUGGCAAGUUAUAGGAACGUGAUGUUUUCUCCCCAAAAUAAAUUAUUUAUAGUCCAGCAAACAAUUCCCCGGCAAUGAGCUUGUUUCUUCAUAUGAUUUAGAUGUAGUAGAUACUUCAUCUUACGUGAGAUUGUGGAGUUUUUAUGAAGACUCGGAAAGACGUUUGUUGAUUUUGCUGUGUCGCAAUGAAAGUAAUAAGAAAGGUAAAGUAAAGAAAGAGGAGUUUUGUUUUCGAGACGAAUUUGAAAGAAAUCAGAGAUAUAAGCCCGGGUCAAACAAAGAUGAUGGUUGAUGAACCGUAUAUUUCAAGUCAUCUCAGAGGUUUAAUUAGACAUCUUUUGAUAAAAAUACAGCCAUUUGCAAGUGUUUUUUUCAGCAGCUUAAAGCUUACUUGUACCAGUGAAGUUGUUAUUCUUUUAUUAGAAACAUUCCUUGUUCGACACUAUCAGCUUUAUCAAAAAGCAAUCUUUAAAGAAAUUCCUUGGUUUCAGGUAAAAUUCAUAUAAAUUCCAAAAUUCUCUAAAAAUCUGCUAUACAUAAAAGUUGCUCAUUGUUUUGCUGGUACAUGUACGCUUCAUAAAGAACUCAAGAAUUUCUAUUUUGUCAGGGUCCAAUUAGAUCCAUCCAGUGCAUGUCACUCGAUCCAUCUGGUUCGUGGCUCCUGUGUUCAUGUAGAGACAAAUAUCUUUAUCUCUUGCCAGUUCUAGCUCUCAUCUUGGUAAGAAUAUGUUAUUUCAUAAAGCUUUUAACUUAUUUCUCUUAUUAACUGCCUAUAAAUAAACUUAAUAAAGUGUGUUUAAAGUAUCACUCUCGUGAAGAAAUUAAGCAUCAGUGUACUUUUUGGUUUGAAACAUACAUCGUUCUAGGGCGCAGAAGAAGUGGAUUGUCCACCUCACUGGGAAAACAAUGAUUUAACUAGACUUCCUCCCCACGAAAGGAAAGGUAUUGAUUAUUUUCUUAUUUCGUGAAUACCUUACGUGUUAUAGCCACGUUAUACUACAUGGAACGCUAAACUAACGUUUUACUAGGUAUUGCUACAAGUAUUGUCUGGUGGCAGCAAUCAUUGAUCAAUACGCAUAUAUGCAUACUGGGCACGCAGGUAGGUUGACAUUUUGGAAGGAGAAGUAAAACUAGGAAUUACUCUCGCAACGUAGCGCAAUUUAUGCGUCAAACUCCAAGACAAAGGCAAGGCAAAUAAAGAAUCGAUUGAAGACAAUAUUCCAGUCGUACAGGUAUAUCUGAUCUGUAUUCACACUGUAAUACCGCUUUCUAUGGUUUUUCGUUACUCCCCAAAGCGGAGAAUUGAAAACACUGUUUUCAAGCCUAUCAAAAUACUGCCUCGUAUAUUUUCCUGACGAUUUGAGUCAUUUGAAGUGUUGUUUGAUUCAUUGUAUUUCUAAAAGUGUUUUUUACACCAAAUUCUUGUGUCUCUCAUCGCUGUCGUAGUUAGGUGAAAUCGUGUUUGUGGAUCUUCACAAGUUUGGUCAGACUGUCUUUCAUACAAGUGUCGAAGGUGUCGUCAAGGCAUUAAAUAUUGUGCAAGAUAAAGUACAUGGAACAUGUUAUCUUCUGGUACGUUGGACGUUAUUAUUAAGUCGCUAUUGGCACUCCAAGAAGAACAGUUUAGAACUGAUAGAGCUAUCCAGUAUAAAUAAAGUUAGUUUAGUUUAGAUUUCCUCCUGUAGUAGUAUUGGAUCAAUAAGAGAUGAUCCUUACUGCACCUCUACUCUAGAGGCUCAAGGAAGAACAUUUGAAUAACCGUAGUUUCUGAUUUUGCAUUUUUGGCUUUCCUUCUGCGGUGUAAACUAUCUUAAUUUCUUUAGAUCCAGACAGAGUGUGGGAAGACGUGGAAAUUACUUCUAGAGAGUUACUCUCUUCAAAGGGAAUCUUCAUUUGAUAUCAGCAUAUCUGAUGGUGGGCUGGGAUACGAAAUGCUGAGCCAGCAAUCUAUACCACUGCAUUCUUUACUUGUACCGCAUCAGGACAGCUCGUCGUUUCAAUUGGAACAGAUCCGUUGUCAGGUUGCUUGAAACUACUCUACGCUUACACAUCCGUGACUAAGACCUGAUUUAACAAGAACGCAAUUUAUUGGACGUUAAGAUAAAGAAACAGCACCACAACAACGACAACAGCAAC